Messenger RNA from Eimeria maxima, 453 nucleotides. RefSeq lists its product as hypothetical. The transcript has 2 exons. The record is from RefSeq and is a predicted model, not a curated record. Bases 1 to 453 code for a protein of 150 amino acids. NCBI's taxonomy places the organism in Eukaryota, Apicomplexa, Conoidasida, Eucoccidiorida, Eimeriidae.
AUGGCAUCACCUAGCUGCAGCAGCAGCAGCAGCAUACCACCAGCAGCAGCUGUUGCUGUUUACCAGCUCCCAGCAGCAGCAGCGGAGAGGGCUGCAGCUGCAGCAGCAGCAGCAGCAACAGCAACAGCUGCUGCUGUUGCAGCAGAAGCUGCUGUAGCAAGAGAAGGACCAUCAGUAUCUUUUGCCGCAAAGACAAUAGCAGCAGUAGCAGCAGCAGAAGCAGCAGUUGCUGCUGCUGCUGCUGCUGCUGCUGCAGCAGCAGCAGAAACAGGAGACGACUGUCUGUCGGAUGCGAUCUUCUUUCCCUCCCCAUCAGCUGCAGCAGCGGCUGCAGUCCUUCUUGGGGGCCCCCAAGGUGGGGGCCCCCCUUGGGGCCCCCCAGGGGACCCGUCAAGGGACCCACCUGCCGCGGCCCCUAGGGGCCCCCAGCGGGCUUGCUUUCCUGUCAUAUAA